AUGCACUGUAUGCUUGUUGCCUCAAAGCUGAUACUGUGUGUCCUCUGCAGCCGUUUGUGCCAAACCACAAGACAGAGCAGAGGAAAAGCUCCCCAGGAAAACGAGGGCUGAUAUCAGUAUGGAGGCCACCAGAUCAAGUCAGUCAGUGAAGCUUGGCCAAGAGAGACACCAGUAUACUGAUAGACUCUGCAAAUCAUUCCCAUACAGAGCAAGGGAAACCAGAGGCGCAUCGCUGGACCUGAAGGUCACAGCUAUGGUCCAGCCAUGUAACCAAGAUAAAUCCGAAAAGCAACAAACAAUCAAAUCUCCUGAGAGCAAAGUUCCUUGCAGUUUUGGCAGCCUACCUGUUCUAAACCCAGAGAGACUGCAUACAGCCAAAGCCUGUGCAGAGAAGGCAAUUAAAAUGAAUAAGAUAUUCUCUGUUCAGGGCCCUUACCCAGUCAUUAGAGCAGCGCUGAGAGCCAGAGGCUGGGUUGAGCAGCGCACAAAUCCAAACCACUGUGCUCAGCGGCGACACAGGGAUGAGGGAAAAGCCAGCUCUAAAGACACCGGUGAUGAUGAUGAGGAAGAUGCAUCAGAUGAUGUGGAAGAAGAGCAAGAUGAAGAUAGGCUUCAUAAUCGCAUGUCUCACUUGGUGAGGAAUGAAGUGGUCUAUUUCUAUUGGACACUACAUCGAAACACCAUUAAUGCCAGCAGUUUGCAGAAAAAGCAGAUAUUCAAUCAUUUUGUGCAGGCGGGCAGUUUCAGCACCAAGGUGGGGUUGUGUAUGAACCUGAGGAACCUGCACUGGUUUGAUUCAGCAGACCCAGAUACCUUCUUCCCCCGCUGUUACAGACUAGGAGCGAAGGAUGAAAAGCAUGAUUUUAUUGAGGACUUCAAGCGGACAGCCUGCACCAGUCUGUUAAAGUACAUAGUGGAGAGGGUCCAGGGUGUACAUGCACAGACAACUGCAACAGAUAGAGGUUUUGCUUUAUCUGCUGCAACAACCUGCAACAGGCCAGUGGUCCUUUCCCAAAUGAUUGACAUUGCGGUCAAAGUAUGCCAGGAGUUCCUGGAGAGCCUGGAGCAUAAUGACAUUGACAAAGGCUUGGACACGCAGCAAGUGAUUUCAAAGCAGGAGUGGACGGAGUUCAUUGACAGUUACUACCUGGUUGUUCAUGGUGGAGCAGAGGUCGAGGUCAGCGAUGAUUUGGUGCCCACCUGUAAAGCCAUGCUACAGAGGCUGGGGAAAGUCAGUCCACAGCUAGACAUAGAGGGCACACACAACAUCUGGAUCGUUAAACCUGGGACACAGUCCAGAGGCAGAGGCAUUAAAUGCUUCAAACGUUUGGAUAAGAUCCUCAGAAUCGUGGAUGGGUAUUCAACUCCGUUUAUGGAAGGAAAGUGGGUGGUGCAGAAGUACCUGGAGCGGCCCUUUCUAGUCCACGGCACCAAAUUUGAUGUGCGGCAGUGGUUCCUGGUCACAGACUGGAACCCAUUGACUGUGUGGUUUUAUAUGAAGUGCUACUUGCGCUUUUCUACACAGCCUUACUCACUAGAUAAACUUGACCGCUCUGUCCACCUGUGCAACAAUUCAAUCCAGAAGCACCUGAGGCCCUCCCAGCAACGACAUCAAGGUAUCCCAGCAGACAACAUGUGGUCAGAUGACCAGUUCAGGACCUUUCUAUCCAGCCAGGGCCAGGAAGCCCAGUGGCAGGCUGUGGUAGUCCCAGGGAUGAAGAAGGCUGUGAUCCACACUUUACAAACAACACAGACUCUGAUGAAUUCGCGCAAAAACACCUUUGAGCUCUACGGUGCAGACUUCAUGUUAGGCUGUGACUUCCAUCCAUGGCUGAUAGAAAUCAAUGUCAGUCCCACUAUGGCCCGCUCCACCCCUGUAACAGACCGACUCUGUGAUGCUGUGCAGGAAGAUACGCUGCGAGUCGUCCUGGACCGAAGAGCAGACUGCACUGCAAACACUGGUGACUUUGAGCUCAUAUAUAAACAGACAGUCAUAAAAGUGCCUCAGUAUGUAGGACAAAACCUACUUGUUGAGGGCUUCAAGAUGAAAUGCCCAUGCACAUUUCCUCCAGUGAGAUCGUCCAACCGUUCAGCACUAAAACAUCCAGUGCCUGCCAAGGAAAAGGAACCUGCAGCAGAUGAAGCAAAACCUCUAUCGAAGAAGUUGUUUGAAGAUGCAGAGUUAAAAACUAAAAGCAAGUGCGUUCUCCUGCCACCGCCUACCUUUAAACUUGAGCCAACCAUGCGUGAACCUGUUGGGACGCUUCACCUGCCCAUGACUGUGAACAAGUCCAUCCACCUGUCCAUAGCUGCCCAUGCUCACUCUGUUAUUCUGAACAAUAGGAAUUCAGAGUCAAAAUUCUACUCAAAGAACGAACAACUCUGUUCCAUAGAAAAGCAAAGUGCUUCUUUGCCUCUGGAGAUAAAACAAUCCGCACAAGCAGCAAGCAGCAACUUUAGUUGCUAA
Labrus mixtus (cuckoo wrasse) is the source of this 2467-nucleotide messenger RNA. It is a transcript of the gene ttll3, whose product is annotated as tubulin tyrosine ligase-like family, member 3. Gene Ontology annotation, molecular function: protein-glycine ligase activity, initiating. Gene Ontology annotation, cellular component: cilium. The transcript is spliced from 13 exons. The coding region runs from base 119 to 2467 and encodes 782 amino acids. Gene Ontology annotation, biological process: cilium assembly; cilium movement; protein polyglycylation. NCBI's taxonomy places the organism in Eukaryota, Metazoa, Chordata, Actinopteri, Labriformes, Labridae. The record is from RefSeq and is a predicted model, not a curated record.